AUGUCGUCGCUAAAUCUGUGGAUAUCUGCGUGGAAAAUCCAUUCGUCUAUGGCUCUGUGGGCUACGAACAUUCAAAUUUACACUUUUUUGCAUUUCUUGGGAUCCCUGGACUUCUUCGGAAGAAAGAUUCCCGAAACCCCUAAAGGCUGUAUAGUGAAGAACUCAACCCAGGGAGGCGGGUUAGAGGUAUCCUGCAUCCCCGGAAAAGAUGGUGGAUUGCAUCAGAGCUUUGUCCUUGAAGUUUCAGAUAUGUCUGCUCCUGCUCUACCGCCGGGCGUGACUACAAUGAGCGAUCAAGCUCAUGUCAUUUGCCACUUUCCAGGAGAGCUUCCACCGCCAAUGUACCGAGUUCUAGGAGAGCGUCCUGUCUUCCGGUUGCCGAACCUGGAGCCCUACAGAGAGUAUCGCUUUGCAGUGUAUGCUGAAAAUGCCAAAGGAAGAAGUGAACCUCCAGCUCUACUGCCUAGUGUCAGAAUAGAAGCUGGGGAUCAACCACUACAGCCAGAAUACGGGCAAGAAAAUGCUCGAAGAGAUUCAAACAACGAGCAACCCUUCGCAGAUGGUCCCUCCGCCCAAGGGAGCAGCAACCUGACAGUCAUAAUAAUCUCAGCAGCCGCUGUGACUGUGACACUGAUUGUCAGCAUCGUUGCUGCGGCCUCAGCGCUGGCCUGCAGGAGAUCAACCGUAGCUGAGGAUGCCGUUCACCGGAGAGGCAGAAGGAGCAGCAAGCCUCCGGACGACUUUGACCUGUCAGAGGAUGGCUUCGGGCAAGGCUUUCACAGGCGCAGCGCUCAGUAUAGGGCGAGCAUGUACGGAGAGUGUGAAGAUAGGAUCACGAGGAUGAUUGAGGGUUAG
Molecule: messenger RNA, 855 nt
Organism: Acanthoscelides obtectus
Lineage: Eukaryota; Metazoa; Arthropoda; Insecta; Coleoptera; Chrysomelidae
Source: the annotation of a GenBank genome assembly